Molecule: messenger RNA, 1395 nt
Organism: Solanum stenotomum
Lineage: Eukaryota; Viridiplantae; Streptophyta; Magnoliopsida; Solanales; Solanaceae
Product: beta-D-glucosyl crocetin beta-1,6-glucosyltransferase-like
Exons: 2
Coding region: 1-1395 (464 amino acids)
Molecular function (GO): UDP-glycosyltransferase activity
Source: RefSeq, a predicted model, not a curated record
AUGGAUAGAAGAAAUAGAAGCAUUAGAAUAGCAAUGUUACCAUGGCUAGCUCAUGGUCACAUCACACCUUUUAUAGAGCUAGCCAAAGCACUUUCAAAUAGAAAUUUCUACAUCUACAUAUGUUCUACACAAGUCAAUAUCAAUUCAUUUAAACAAACAAUAUCUGAAAAAUACUCAAUUUCAAUAAAAAUAGUAGAAAUUCAUCUUCCAAAUCUACCAAACCUUCCUCCUCAUUACCACACAACUAAUGGCCUUCCACCUCAUCUCAUGUCAACUCUAAAAAAUGCAAUGGACAUGGCCCAACCUAGUUUUUACCAUAUCCUUACUACUUUGAAACCAGAUUUGGUUAUCUAUGAUUUUCUUCAACCAUGGGUUCCAACUAUGGCUGCUUCACUUAAUUAUAUACCUUCUGUUCUGUUUUUAACCCCUGGUGCAGCAGCAGGUUCUUAUCUUUUUCAUAUUGGUAAAAAGAAACCUGUUUCUGAAUACCCUUUUCCAGCUAUUUACUUAAGAGAUUAUGAGUAUGAGAGGAAUAGAUGUAUGUUUGAACCAACUGAAGAGGAUGAGGGUAAUGAUGGAUUUACAGAUACUCAGAGAAGAGUCAAUGGAUGCUUAGAUGGAUCAUCUCAAAUCAUAUUGAUCAAGUCAAUUAGACAACUAGAAGGAAAAUACAUUGAUUAUCUCUCUAAUGUACAUAAUAAGAGGUAUGUUCCAGUUGGACCUCUAGUUAGAUCACCAGAAACAGAGACUGAACAUUCAGAGAUCAUGGACUGGCUAAACAGUAAAGAAAGAUGUUCCACAGUUUUUGCUUCAUUUGGGACUGAAUAUUUCCUAUCCAAGGAAGAAACAGAAGAACUGGCUCUUGGUCUAGAGCUUAGCAAGGUGAAUUUCUUGUGGGUAAUUAGAUUCCCAGUUGGACAAAAUAUGAACCUUGAAGAAGCUCUUCCAAAGGGUUUUCUUGAAAGAGUUGGAAACAGAGGAAAAGUAGUACAAGGAUGGGCACCACAGUUAACAAUAUUAAGCCAUUGGAGUAUAGGAGGAUUCGUGAGUCACUGUGGAUGGAGUUCUAUAAUGGAAGGACUUAAACUUGGUGUUCCAAUUAUAGGAAUGCCAAUGCAUCUUGAUCAGCCAUUAAAUGCAAAGUUGAUAGUUGAUUCAGGGGUAGGGGAAGAGGUUGUUAGGGACAAAAAUGGAAAUGUUGAUAGGCAUGAAGUGACAAAGGUUAUUAGGGAAGUGGUGGCAGAGAAAAGUGGGCAAAGAUUGAGAAAAAAAGCAAGAGAGUUCAGUGAGAUAAUGAAGAGUAAUGGAGAGAGAGAAAUAGAUGAAGUUGUCAAAGAAUUGCUCAACCUUUGUAAGCCAAUAACAAGACAGGACUCUGUUGAAAUGCUUUGCUAA